Molecule: messenger RNA, 1308 nt
Organism: Cyprinus carpio (common carp)
Lineage: Eukaryota; Metazoa; Chordata; Actinopteri; Cypriniformes; Cyprinidae
Product: G protein-activated inward rectifier potassium channel 1-like
Exons: 1
Coding region: 280-1059 (259 amino acids)
Source: RefSeq, a predicted model, not a curated record
GUCAGUUCAGAUUUGGGGCGCAGUUUAUCUACACUACACAUCUCCAAGCUGAGAGAAGUUGCGAGAAAGACGCGAGUACUUGCUCUGUUUUUACUAAAUUACUUUUUUGCGCAUCCAUACAUUUGAUCAAUUUGAGGAUAACAGAAAUAAUCUUCAAUGAAAGGCUACAAGCGAAGUUGCUGAUCUAUGGAGCGCCACAGCGAACGUGUGGAAACAGACCUGCGCGAAACUUAAGACACCCUUCUAGCGUGGUUAUCUAACAAUUUCGGCUCGCGCAUCAUGUCUGCAAUCAGACGAAAAUUUGGAGAAGACUAUCAGGUGGUGAACACCACCCAGGCUAUGUCCUUUUCUGCCUCGGCCAAAAGAAAGCGCCAGAGGUUCCUGGAGAAAAACGGGCACUGCAAUGUCCAGUACGGUAACCUUGGCGGCGAGACCAGUAGGUACACCUCUGACCUCUUCACCACACUUGUGGACCUCAAGUGGCGCUGGAAUCUGUUUAUUUUCCUUUUAAUGUACACAGUCGCAUGGCUCAUCAUGGCAUCUAUGUGGUGGAUCAUCGCGUACAUCCGCGGGGACCUCGGCCAAGGCCACAACGAAUCGUACACGCCGUGCGUAGCCAACGUUUACAACUUUCCCUCCGCUUUCCUGUUCUUCAUCAAGACUGAGGCGACUAUAGGCUACGGGUACCGAUACAUAACGGAGAAGUGCCCUGAGGGCAUCAUACUUUUCCUGUUUCAAUCGUUGUUGGGCUCAGUCGUGGACACGUUUCUCAUCGGCUGUAUGUUCAUUAAGAUGUUUCAGCCAAAGAAACGCGCAGAGACCCUCAUGUUCAGCCAGGACGCGGUCAUCUCACAACGGGACGGGAAGCUCUGCCUCAUGUUUAGGGUCGGAAAUCUCAGGAAUAGCCACAUGGUGUCAGCGCAGAUCAGGUGCAAGCUCAUCAAGGUAGCGUUUUCUUUAGAAAAUACUAUUAAUGUCAAUAGAUCCCAUGUGGAUGUUUCCGUAUGUUUGCGUACAAGUUUUAAGAGAACAAAAGCUUAUCUCUCAACAAUGCUAUAGGGAAAAUAUGACUAUAUUAUGUCUGAACGUAGUUAAGAGCAAUGUUGGAUGUUUUGACGCUUCACCUGACAUAUGGGGAGGGGAGCUUGCAUUGAUUUUAAACAUAGCUCGCUAUACUGUAAAAUUGGCCAAUGCCUGUUUGCAACAUCUAAUGUAAUGCAAAACGAUCUCAAGCAGUCUCUGAUUUGCAUAGAGAUCUUGUUUGCUCUCAGAACAAAGAGCAAUGCCGUGCAUAAAUUAAUUGGACAA